Molecule: messenger RNA, 2900 nt
Organism: Momordica charantia (bitter melon)
Lineage: Eukaryota; Viridiplantae; Streptophyta; Magnoliopsida; Cucurbitales; Cucurbitaceae
Product: Tetratricopeptide repeat (TPR)-like superfamily protein
Molecular function (GO): protein binding
Source: RefSeq, a predicted model, not a curated record
CAUCUUCUCCAAAUAAAGACCAACCGUUCCUUCUUUCUCUUACCCCUUCACUCUCCAUGAAGCCCGAUUUAUCAGCUAAGCCUUCUACUCUGUGGAAUUGGUCUCCUUAUCCUUCCCCGCCAUCAAUAAUCGAGCUCAAUUCCGCCAUUUUUACUCUGUAGAAAAGCUUGAGCCUCCUCAAGCUCCAUACCCAGUGCCAAAAUGGAAGGCGCUCUCUUCCCCAACAGAUGCCCACUUCCUGUGAGUAGACCCAACCAGCCAAUUCAAACUCUGAAGUUCAAUUCAACAACUCUUCCGCCUCCUCCUCCGUCGUCGCCAUCUUCCUCAUUUCCGAUCGAUACUCUGCUCCAGCAUCUUCUUCAGUUGUCUUUGCCCCCCAGUGACAGCGCCCACAAGCUCAAACCCGUAAAUGUUGCGCAAAACAAUGUCGCCCGUUUGCCGUCUCUUCAAAUUUCAGUGGAUUCGACCAGGAAACAGAGAGAAGGGCCUCAGUUGAAGAAACCCGGUUUGAAUUCAGCUACGCAAUUUGAGUACAAUGACGAGGAGAUUCGAGAUGGGCCUCUUCAUUUUCUCUCCAAGAAGGGUAUGUGCUUACUCAAUUCAAUUACGGAACAGCCUUUAGACAGCUUGAAUUCUUUUUUUUAUUCUGUCAAAUUUGAGUUGCUUGAAGUUGAUUUGGUCAGUCUCUUGAAAGCGCUAGACCUUUCGGGUAAUAGUGAGAGAGCUAUUUUGUUGAUUGAAUGGGUCGUGUCGAACUCUGGCUUUGAAAAUGUGAAACUGGACAACAAAGCUGUUGAGCUUAUGAUAAGAAUCCUUGGUAGAGAAUCGAAAUAUUCAACUGCACUUAAACUGUUCGACGAAAUUCCCAUUGACAAAUACUCGCUCGAUGUUAGAGCUUGUACCACCAUUCUUCACGCUUAUUCUCGCAAUGGCAAGUAUAAGCAAGCCAUUGCCAUGUUUGAGAGAAUGAAGGAAUGUGGCCUUUCUCCAAGUUUGGUUACUUACAAUGUCAUGCUUGAUGUUUAUGGGAAAAUGGGUCGCUCUUGGGAUAAGAUUUUAGGCUUAUUGGAUGAAAUGAGGAGUGAAGGUUUGGAAUUUGAUGAAUUCACCUGUAGUACUGUGAUUUCUGCUUGUGGAAGAGAGGGUCUAAYUAAUGAAGCUAAAGAAUUUUUUGUUGGAUUGAAGUCAAGUGGUUAUGAGCCAGGAACUGUCACUUACAAUGCUCUACUUCAAGUGUUUGGAAAAGCCGGGAUCUACUCAGAGGCUUUGAACAUCUUGAAAGAAAUGAAGGAUAAUAAUUGCACCCCAGACUCUGUUACUUACAAUGAGCUUGUAGCAGCCUAUGUUCGGGCUGGAUUCUACGAGGAAGGAGCUGCUGUCAUUGACACGAUGACAUGCAAGGGUGUGAUGCCAAAUGCUGUGACUUAUACUACUGUUAUAAAUGCCUAUGGUAGGGCGGGGAAGGAGGUCAAAGCGUUACAGUUAUUUAACCAAAUGAAGAAAUCAGGAUGUGUUCCUAACGUGUGCACUUACAAUUCUAUUCUUGCGUUACUGGGAAAGAAAUCGCGACCAGAGGAAAUGAUAAAGAUACUUAGUGAUAUGAGAAUAAAUGGAUGUUCUCCGAACCGGAUAACAUGGAACACUAUGCUUGCCAUGUGUGGUGAUAAGGGGAAACACAAGUUUGUAAACCAUGUUUUUAGGGAGAUGAAAAAUUGUGGCUUUGAACCGGGUAGAGACACAUUUAACACUUUGAUUAGUGCAUAUGGCCGUUGUGGGUCGGAGAUUGAUGCUGCAAAGAUGUAUGAUGAGAUGAUUAAAGCUGGAUUCACACCAUGCGUGACGACUUACAAUGCACUUCUGAAUGCCUUAGCUCGGCGAGGGGAUUGGAAAGGAGCGGAAUCUGUCUUACUAGAUAUGAGGAACAAGGGAUUCAAACCUAAUGAAACCUCAUUCUCAUUGAUGCUCCAUUGCUAUGCAAAAGGAGGGAAUGUGAGAGGAUUGGAGAGGAUUGAGAAAGACAUUUAUGAUGGUCAUAUCUUCCCCAGCUGGGUUCUUUUGAGAACCCUGAUUCUUGCAAAUUUCAAGUGCAGAGCUGUUAGAGGAAUGGAAAGGGCAUUUGAGGAAUUGAUGAAGAAUGGCUACAAACCUGAUUUGGUUAUAUUCAACUCCAUGCUAUCAAUUUUCGCUAAAAAUAACAUGUACGARAGGGCCCACGAGAUGUUGCACUUGAUUCGUGAGGGCGGACUGCAGCCAGAUCUGGUCACCUACAAUAACUUAAUGAAUAUGUAUGCAAGAAGAGGAGAGUGCUGGAAAGCAGAAGAGAUCCUCAAUGGGCUGAUAAAAUCUGGUGAAAAACCGGAUCUCGUGUCGUACAACACCAUAAUUAAAGGCUUCUGCAAACAAGGGCUAAUGCAAGAAGCUAUAAGAAUUAUGUCCGCAAUGACAGCUCGGGAGAUUCGCCCUUGCAUAUUCACCUAUAACACCUUCGUAUCGGGCUAUGCAGGACGCGGAAUGUUUGCAGAGGUAGAUGAAGUCAUUAGUUACAUGAUUCAGAACAAUUGCAGACCCAAUGAACUUACCUACAAGAUUGUGGUGGAUGGCUAUUGUAAGGCAAGAAAAUACCAAGAGGCUAUGGAUUUCGUGUUCGGGAUCAAGAACAUCGAUCAUUUGUUUGAUUAUCAUUCCACACAAAGACUAGCUUCCCAUAUAAGGGAGAUGAUGAGUUCUUGAUCUCUCUAGGUAUUCCUGCUGGUUCUUUCUUUGUUCAUUUAUAGGGAAGUACAGGUAGAUAUAUAAUAACCAUUACAAAACAUUCAACACCUUACCAGUUGAUUUGUAAUUCAUUUCUGGACAGUGUCUUGGUGGUUAUGGUAGAAGAAUAUAUGAGUUAUUGUGAUUCA